Plasmodium cynomolgi strain B is the source of this 4204-nucleotide messenger RNA. RefSeq names its product RNA binding protein. Gene Ontology annotation, biological process: translation. Bases 317 to 3871 code for a protein of 1184 amino acids. NCBI's taxonomy places the organism in Eukaryota, Apicomplexa, Aconoidasida, Haemosporida, Plasmodiidae. The transcript is spliced from 6 exons. The record is from RefSeq and is a predicted model, not a curated record. Gene Ontology annotation, molecular function: mRNA binding; structural constituent of ribosome.
CCCUCCCCCGCUUCAUUUGAAAGUGCGUAACGUUACUUAUACCCCUGCGAGUUUGCAGAGGCUUUGGCGAAAAAUUCCAAAUGUUCGUAAAAUUGCGCUAAAAAAAAAUACACAAUUGUAUGCAUAUGUAUAUAUGUUUAUGUGCAGGAUGCACGGCUGAGCUCUCGCGCGCACAUUAAAGUGCCACUCCCAGGGAAAUCACCCUACUGGCCUUCGUACCGCUUAAAAUGGCACUUUAGGAGAACUGCAAAGUGCGCGAAGAAGCAACAGUUUGCGCAUUUGGUUUUGGCCGACCCGUCCUCGUAAAAAUGCCACAAUGAUUUUUACGAGAGUAUUCUUGCUUCCGGUAUUCCUGGUGUGCAGCGUAUCUACCUUUGUCAAGCACAACCUUCCCGAUUGCAACUAUAUAUACACGAAGACACACCGGUUCAGGAAAAAAAGGAAAAAAAUCAACUACAGGCUGCGUAAGAGCAAAGAUGAUGACAUCGAGAGCUGCAUUCCGCACAUGUACAAGGACAUCGCGCCCUCCCUGAAGGGUCUAGUGGAUGAGGAGUACUCAUACAAACAACUGCUGAAUGCGUACUUCCCCGAAACGGUCGAAAGAGAAAUAGAAAAAAAAAAGGAAAAGGAAUUAAAGCAAAAGAAUGAAGAGAGGGGGACAUGUAAAAGUAGUGCGGAGAAGAAAGGAGUGAAGGAUGCUGAAAAGGACAUGGAAGAAAAGCUAAGACAAAAUGACAUAACAAAUUUUGAACAUAUAAGUAAAAUAAGUGAUCACAAGAAAAAAAAUAAAAUUUUGGAUAUCGCAUAUGAUAGUAUUGAAGAUUCCCUGAGAGAUAUUUACCUGCGCAUGAAGGCAGGUGUGGGCGACGAGGAAGAAGACAAAAAGGAUUACCUAGAAAUAGCAAAAAAGGAAAAGGACAUGUUGUACGAAAAGCUUAUAUGUGGGUAUUCCCCCCUGAAUAAUAGCAGUACGUUCGAUUUGUUCGGCGUUUUCUACGAUAGUAAGGACUAUGAGGACGGAAAAAAACUGUUGGCAGAGAUGAAUAAAAUGUUAAAUUUGGAGCCGCUUAAAAGCAACAAGGAGAACUUACUGCAAACGGUUGACGCGCUUUUAAAGAAGAACAAACUGCCCCCUCAUAUAAGAAAUUUUUUGGUCAAGUAUAGGCACCUUGCUCAGAAGGCUUCCGGCGCAGGGGAAGACAGAAGCACCACAGAUGUUCCUCCGGAAGGGGGAAAGGACGCACUGCGAGGUGAGAACGCCCACGAUACGCAGAGCGAACGGGAUGGUGCGCAGGCCCCAGGCGGGGAAAGCAAAAAUGAGGAGCGCCUCGAAUUGGGCGAUCCGGACAAAGCAGCUGAGACGGACAAAGCGACCGAGGCGGACAAAGAAGCCGAGACGGGAGAGGAAAUAAAAAAAGAAGACUUCCUCAAGGACGUUAACAAAGUUAUUAUGACUUUGCACAACAAUUUGAAUAACGAAAAAUUAAUGAGAAGGGACCAAUAUUUUGUGGACGAGCUGUACGAAGCUUAUAAAAAGCACCUGCGAAAUAUGCACGUAAAGCGAAACAAACUGGAACCGCAGAAAAACAACUACGACUUUUUAACCUUUUUCCAUGAGCAUUACGAAGAGUACUUUUUUUUUAAGUAUGGAAAUUUCGAUUACGAUUUUGAGGAAAGGGUGCAGAAAGUUAAGAGCAAGAUAGAGAGUGAAAAAGGUUUGACUAAGACUGAACACGCAGCUCAGUUGAGCCAACAUGGGGGGAGAGGACCCCUAGUGGAGAAUCACCACAUCGGAGGAGAUAAACGAACUGGUGUAGAUAUGUGGGUUAGAACUGUGGCUGACGGUACUCAGAGCAGGUACAACGAAGAGAAAGGGACAACGGAGGGAAGAGGGGAAAAUUCAAACGAGAAGUGUUCCAUCCUGAAAGGCAUAAAGGUAAAUAAAAAACUGAAAAAACAUAUACUUUUGGAUAUAAUGCAGAAUUACCAAAAAAGGAUGUACGAUAUUUAUAAACCAAAUAACAUAAUCACGAACGCAUACGGGUUUAAUAAUUACAUAGACAAUGAACAAUAUGAAAAAGAAAUUAACGCGUCAUUUAACAAGUACAGCAUAGUAAACUACGACAGUAAGGAUGACUUAAAUAAGGUGGAGAAAUUAUAUGUAGGGAAAUUAAUAUUUGGGAAAAUUUUUAAAAUCGAAAAAACGUAUGCAUAUGUUGAUAUAAAUUACGCAUUUUAUGCGGAAUUACACGAAGAUCAAAUGCCCUACAAUAUUAAAAAUAUAAAAGAUGUAUUUAAAGUGAAUGACAAAUUGAUUUUUGAAAUAUAUAAAAUGUACCCAGAGAAAAUUUUAUUGACUCUGAAAAAUAUACAGAAGGUUAAUGACCUUAAUAAAAUUUUACAUUACAAAACGCAAGACGUACCCUUCGAUGUGAAAGUUGUGACAGUUUUAAAAAAUGGAAUAAGCGUUUCGUAUAACGAUAUUUACGCUUUUAUCCACAUUUCUGCUUUGUCCAGUAAGUACAAAAGCAAAAUGGAAGAAAAUGAAAAAAUCCAGGAAUCGUUAGUUAACCAAAAAAUUAAAGUCAUAUGUACAGAUAUGAACAAAUUAAAUUUUUCCAAUUUAAUAUAUGAACAAAAUGAGCAACUAAAAAAAUUGAAUAUUUAUGAUAUUGUGCAUGUGGAAAUUAUACACAUUUCGAAAUACGGCCUCAUGGUAAAAUGCGACGAUAUAGUUGGACUGAUACACAUAUCCGAAAUUUCCAAAAAAAAAAUUGACGACUUGAAUGAGGUUUUCAAAAUAGGCGACCAAUUAAAAGGCGUUUUAAUAAACAUAGACUAUGACAACAAAAGAUUUUCCUUGUCGACCAAAAUUUUGGAAACGGAGGGCAGAAAUUUUAUUGACAACAGGGCCCAGAUAUAUGACAAUAUGGAAUACAUUUUGAAUGACAUUAAGAAGAGGAACACCUCCUUGCAAAUUAACGACUCCAAUAUUAAGAACCAGUUGCUUUCUCUCAUCGAUAUUUACAAAACGGAGGAGGGCGAUUCGAAGCAUGAUUCGAAGCGUGAUUCGAAUCGUGAUGGUCAGGUUUGCACCGCCCCCGCGGCGGGUGAGGAUGCCGACCGGGGCGAAAUAGACAGGGGUAAAACAGGAGGAGGUGAAACAGACGGAGUCGAAACAGACGGAGUCGAAACAGACGGAGGCGAAACAAACCGGGGUGAAACAAACCGGGGUAAAACAAACCGAGGCGAAACCGAUCGGAGCGAUACCCCUCGCAGCGAAGUGGUCACCAAACAGGCGAAUGGCCCGGGACAUGGUGCAGACAAACACGCCGCAGAAAAGGGUGACCCGGACCAACCGACCGCAUCCCCUUCCACGGAUCUAAGCAAAGAGAGAGAUCAACUAAAAGGUGCAGACAGGGAUAACAUAGAAACGGAAACGGAGCGCUUUAGUGACGACCCAGAUGAAGCGGAAGAUGAGAGAAAUGAACUUACCAUCGACAUAAACAACCAGUUAGUUCCCUACCUGAUGUUGAAGCAGGAUGAGAUCGCCAAGCAGGAGGAGGAGGAAAAUGUCUUGGGAAAACCCAGAGAAAUAAUUUGGAACCUGGAGGAUGAAGAAUUUCUAAAUUCCAACUCCCCAACGCAGAGUACCCAAUUUUUCGAAUAUCAGUGGUCAUACUUAAAGGACAAGAAAUGGGUGAACUUCGCCUAUUACGUGAACAGAAUUAUGAAUUACUAUUUUAACAUUAACGAUGACUUCUUUACGUACAAGGAGAAGAACGUGGUGUACGAAAUCGAUUUUGUGAAAAGUGUAAGAAUCGAUUUGGCCACAGGGCUUCAAAACAGGAUUAGAAAAAUCACCAAGUAGGGAAGCAGCCACGGCAACAGUUUAACAAAAAAAAAGCAAAAAAAAAAAAAAAAAAGAAUAUGUAAAAGUUAAGUGUUCAUUUUAAGGAGUUGCUGCAUUAUUGGGUGGAUGUGGUUCGUUUGAGACUGCUGACCAUGUGUAAAAAUUUCUUUUUUUUUUGGUUAAUAUUCUAUUUCUUCAUCCAAAUCGGAGUCCUCAUACUCGUUUUCGUCGUCAUAGUCUUCGUCAUCGUUGAAGUGGAUAUCCGGCUGCAAAAAGAAGUUAUGAUUUGUUUAAGCAUUUGUCGCUGUAGUUGCUGUUGUCGCCGCUUUUGGGGGUGUAUUUCGUGCACGC